AUCUUAAAUAAAUUAAGAAGAAUAUUUGUGUUUAAAUAUUAAGCGUUAGUUGCCCAUCUUCUGAAAGUAUUGUAUCGUUGCAUGCUAGUUGCUUGCGGAGAAUGUCAAAAUUGUUUGUAUGUUUAUAUUGUCGCAAAACACAAAAGAAAAUAACGUGAAGAUGUAUGUCGUGUAAAGAGGUUUUUGAAGUCAAGAAGAAGGAAUGGCAUUUAAAAGUUGGCUUGAAUGAUACAAAAUGAUAAGCUAGGAAGGUCUGCAGGUGCGAUGCACGCUGUGCGCACUUAUGUGGGCGUGGACGCAUAGCUCUGGUGGCAGCAGCGCAUAUCCGUGCACGACCUGAGCUGUCGCACUGCCGAGAUGGGGAACUGUUGUUGCAAGUCUGCGUCCGAUCCCAGAGUGUUCCGUCAUGGUUACGAAAUGCACAAUGGUACAGACACUGGCGACCUGGGAAAAGUCGGUGACCAUUAUAUCUGCGACCCCACCAGACCUAUCCGGAUGCACAACCCGCGGGGCACCGACAUCAUUCGCACUCCAGCAACGCCCUUUGCUCCAAAUUCACACUGUGGUCGGAUAGUCGUUGCCAUGUACAACUUUGAUGCCAGACAAGAGAGCGAUGUGUCUUUCUCGAAAGGAGAUCGAAUGGAAGUGUUGGACGACAGUGAGCAGGAUUGGUGGAAAGUGAGGCACUUGCAAAAUGGAGCAGAAGGGUUGAUUCCUCGAAAUUUUGUUGCAGAGGAGAAGUCUGUGGAGAGUGAAGACUGGUUCUUUACGAACGUGUCGAGGAAAGAGGCGGAGAAGCUGCUGCUCUCCGUGGAGAACCCUCGGGGAACGUUCCUGGUGCGUCCCAGCGAGCACAACCCGCAGGGCUACUCCCUCAGCGUGAAGGACUGGGAGGAAAACAGGGGCUAUCACGUCAAACACUACAAGAUCAAGCCCUUGGACAAUGGUGGCUUCUACAUCGCCACCAACCAGACGUUCGUCACCCUGCAGGCCUUGGUGCAAGCUUACACUAGAAAUGCCCUGGGGCUGUGCCAUGUCUUGGCUCGCCCAUGCCCAAAGCAAAAGCCAAUUGAAGUGGAGCUGUCAUUCAACUUGAGGGACCGAUGGGAAAUUGACCGCAACGAGCUAGAACUAAUACGACAACUGGGUCGUGGAAAUUUUGGCGAGGUGUGGUAUGGUACGUGGAAGGGCACGGAGGUGGCGGUGAAGACCCUGCGUCCGGGCACCAUGUCCACGCAGGCAUUCCUGGAGGAGGCGGCCAUCAUGAAGAAGUUCCGGCACCCGCGGCUGGUCAGGCUCUAUGCCGUCUGCUCUGUGGAGGAGCCCAUCUUCCUCGUGCAGGAGUACAUGUGCAAUGGCAGCCUGCAGGAGUUCCUCCGCAACUCCGCCCCCAACGCCCUGCUCUUCGGCGAUCUUCUGUACAUCGCCGCGCAGGUUGCGAGUGGCAUGCAGUACUUGGAAGGUAAGCAGUUGAUCCACAGGGACCUAGCCGCCAGGAAUGUUCUGAUCGGCGAGAACAACAUGGCGAAGAUAUGCGACUUUGGUCUGGCACGCGUCAUCGAGGAUGAUGAGUACUGCCCCAGGCAGGGUUCACGUUUUCCUGUCAAGUGGACAGCCCCAGAGGCGAUUGUGUAUGGCAGAUUCUCCAUCAAAUCAGAUGUGUGGUCGUACGGGAUUCUUUUGAUGGAACUUUUUACCUACGGUCAAGUUCCAUAUCCUGGUAUGCACGGGAGGGAGGUGAUAGAGCAGGUGGAGAAGGGGUACAGAAUGCCCAAGCCUGUCUCCCCAGCCAUCCCAGACUCCAUAUACAACCUGAUGCUCGACUGCUGGGCUGCUGAUCCAGAUAAGAGACCCACGUUUGAGUACCUGAAUCACUUCUUCGACGACUUCAGCACCACAUCGGAGGUGCCCUACAGAGAAGUGUGAUGUGGAGCUUGUAAAAUAACUUGUGAAAUCAGUGUUGCGGUAAUAGAAUUUUGCAUUAUUUUUGCAUUUAUGAGAUUGAAACAUGCAACCUUUUUGAGUGUGUGCAGAGAAUCCCAUAAAUACAGAUGUGUUCAACGUUGUAUAAUAGUUUUAGGACCAUAUUGACCGAUCGUGAAGUAAUCUGUCGACAAUAACAACUGUUACGAUAACGAUGUUUGUUGACACGGUAGAAAAGACAGAAUUUGCUGAUUUUUUUGCAUGUUGUGUCACUGGUUCUCAUGACCGUAGGUUUCAUGUAGUUUGUUGUUAUCUUCACAGUGUGAGUGGAGUGAUUUGCUCAAAAGUCAAAAAUAUUGUAUUGUGAUGUACUGUUAGGUUCUAUAAGAGAAAAGUAUUUUAAGAAGAAUGAGCUAUAAAUGUAUUUUAUUUCUUUUUUGUAAUUUACAUAAUAUGAGCUAAAUAAGUAAUAUAAUUUGCAACUGUACAAUCUUGUACACAUUAAACUUCACUUGGUGAAUAAUUAUAUUUUUGAGAAAACUACAUGGAUCUGUCCAUGUGAUGUGCUGUGUUCAUUCAAGAAAACAAAAUUAUGUUUUUUUUAUAGCAUAUUACAUCAGAUUUUUUUCCCCACUUGCCUACCUUGUAUGUGAUAUGAAGUGUGACAUCAUAGUAUAUUUGAAAUGUACAUGUUACUUGCCAUAUAUCCAUAUAUAUUACUUUGAUUCCUUUAUUCCAGUGCCAUGUUAUUUAUCUUUUCCAUUUUAACUAUGUAAUUUGGUAUAGUGCAAGUAAUGAAUUUCUAUGCUAUGAAAAUCCUUUCUACUUCAUGGGUUUUAACUUACUGCCUUCUUUUAAGUUAUCUUUGCAUUUUAAAAACAAAAUCUUGUUCAGAAACUUGUCAAAUAUUUGUGAUGUAGUUUAAGAUUUGUAGGUUUAAAACCUGAUAUUUAUUGAAAUGGGAUAUGUAAGCAUUUUUUCACUGCAGAUACAAUACCUUUUAUGUAAAUUUUUGAUCUUAUUUUACAUUCUGAAAACAGCAAAGAAAUGAAAAUUUUGUGCUCCAGAUGGUGUAAAGAAAACACACAUGAAAAUAAAUUAUUUUGUUAUCUAAUAUUACAAACAAAAUAAAAAAAACCGAUGAAAUUUUGGUUUAAGAUGAAGUUUGAUCAACGUCCUGCAAACCUACCACUUUUAACACACGAGGAUUUGCAUCUGCAGUGACAGAGACAGACCUAUGAUGAUUGUGCAUUGUCUUUGCAAGCUUUUUUUUUUGAAGCAGUAAAUGAUAGGAUGACAAGUUCUUUAAGGAAGUGGUAGUGCUUACGUAAUCUAAUAAGUCUGUCAACGUGUCAACAUUCUCUAAAAUGCUUUCAUUUUGACAGAAUAUUAAAAAAAAUCAUUUUGAUAUUAGUUUUUAUACCUAUUUUCUAUUGAGGUAUAUGAGGAUAUGUGUAGUUUAUAUUUGUCUUUUCUUGUUGCAAAGCUGUCAUAAACUCCGUAUGCUGAAGUAAAAUACAUAUUUGCAAAUUUAAAUAAAGCUGUUAAUUUUUUGUAUAUACGUAUUUUAAUGACAUGUAUUCUACAAACCAUUUUUUGCUGUCAUUCCACACCGUAAUAAUUAACAAAUAUGCCUACAGGUAAUUAAUCUUGAAAUUCCAGGCUAGGACACUGAAAAGUAGUUUUUAUUAAUUAUUACUUUGAAAAACAUUUUUGACAAGCUGUUAAGGAUGGAUUACAAUGAAAACUUGCGUUCAUUAGCCGUAUGUGAAUAAAAAGUAUGUACUCUGGCUGUGUUAACGUAUGUACGUUCAUCUAGAUUGGUAGACAUGGUUGGCAUAUGGCAUAAUUUUAUUUCGUAAGUGCAUAGAGCCAUUAGACAGUAGGAAGUUAACAGAGCAUAAGAAUAAUUUUAUUAUUAUUAUUAUUAUUAUUAUUAUUAUUAUUAUUAUUAUUAUUUUAAAAACGUGUGUUGUUGAAGUGAAAAAAACAAACGGAUAAACACAUGUCCAAUAAAUGUGAAGAUGAAUAUUUUUAAGGAAUGAUAAAAUUUGGUUAAAUUGUCCAAAAUCAUCAAAUGACAUUUGAUACGUAUUUCUUUAAAAAUAAAUAAUCUUGUGCAAUUUGUGAGGCAGAUAUAAAGUUUAGUUAUGCCCAAAUGGUGAGUUCAGUUUGUUUAAAUGUUUGUUUAUUUAUUUAAUUAUACAAAAUUCCGGUUACAUUACAAUUUUUUAGUUAUUCAUACAAGAGUAUUGGCCUUAACUGUUUUUAUUACCAUUUAGAGAGAAAUUAUAACAAUUUUUAAAAAGAAUUUUAAAAAAAAGAUACAACCAACUUUCAAAUAUCUGCGGGCCGAUUAAGCUACCAUAAUUUUAGGGGUUGUAUUAUCAAUUUCUUUAAUUUAUACAACCCCAUUAUGUUAAUAAAUUGAAUGGGAAAAUAAUAAAUUUAAAAAAUGUGGUCACUGUGGUUUAGAACAACUCUGGUAACACUACUCUUGACUUCUUUGUUCUACUCUCACCCGUCUCUUCCCUCUGCUAACAGAGAGGACCUGCUGUCUGUAGUCUCUUGCUAGCUUAUAUUACUUAUCUCGCCAUUCCCACAGUAGGAUACUCGAGCUGCAGUUUGUCACGUAAGGCACUGUCCUCAUGCAAUUCUGCACACAUUGGUAAGGCACAGCUCUAUUAUAUACUUUUGUUUUUACACAUAGGAAGUUUUCAAUGGCUUUUUCACGGUGUAAUGAUGUCCCUAUACUGAUACAAAUUUAUACUUGUAUAUAAGGAAAAUGAACUACGUGCUUGUAUUUCUAAACUUCUGCUUUACCUGGUGUUGUCGAAAACGAUUCUUUUUCAAUAACAAGACAUUAAUAUUCCCUCCUGUGGUAAAAUUUUCUUUAGAAGACAUGCCGCUACCAAUAUUAUUUUAUAUUUUUAUAAUAAAACAUUUACUUUUGUGCACAGCGCCACUGAAAAUCGACUUUGCGCUAGUUGUGUAAAAUGCACUCCAAUACUCUGGCUACACUUUGGAUAUGUGUCAGCAGCCAUGAACUCCACUGCAGCUGUUUUUCACUGCCUCAGUUGGGCAAAGAUGUUAGCAUAGGUGACAUACUGUCUUUCAACUUACCGCAGAAAGAAAUGCUAUAAGGUUAGGUUCUAUGAUCAUGGUCGCUGUGAGUCCUACACAUGUUAUCGACUACUGUCAGACUGAGCCACCUUCCAAGGAGAUGUGCGUUGAAGUCUCGUACAGUCAUGUGGAAGAGCCUGUAUUCCAUGUUGUUGGAAGAUGAUCGUUUGAAUUGUCUUCCAAUCGUCGUAGAAGACAAUAUAAACAGGUUUUCUUAACUGGAAAAGAAGAGUUUUUAAACCUUAUCCCAGGACAGAGAAUACUUUCAGAGAUAAUUUAAUAUGGGAUUUUCAGUUUCCAAUCUUACAUUGUGCACAAUGUCGUCGUCAAUACUUGAUAGCACCUCUACACAGAAUGUGUAACACCAUAAUUAUUCUAUAAGUGCCUGGACUUAAGGGAGUUUGUGAAACAUUUUAAAAUAAAAUUUCCAAAGAUACUCUGCUUAUUGGACAUUAUCAGGUAAAUGUGGUGCACAUUUUUGUUUCCUAGAGAGUAAAUAAAGAUCAUUUGUAAUUACAGUAAAACCGCGUUUAUCUGGUCUAACUGGGACCAAAGACAAUCCAGACAAUCGAAAAUGUGAGUAAUAUGGGUAAUACACAAAACAAAAUUCCUAAAAAGCAGACUUACCAUUUAUUACUACAAAACCAAUAUUUUGUAACAAAAUUACAUAAAUAAUAUACAUGCCCUAAUAUUGUUUACAAGACAUUAAGAAAUAUAAAAAUUACUUUUCACAACAUUCCUUAGCAAAGAAUUGGUCCACUGUCUUCUGUUUCAUACACGUCUGAUGUUUGAAUGAAGCACGGUUAUGAAAAAGCUUUCCCAUUGAUAGUUCAGCUGGAGUGGUGUCGAGAGGCUGAUGCUCCAAGUAUGCCAGGCCAUGAUGUCAGCUGGUGGGCAGGAUCUGCAUGUGCAGUGAUCACUUCUCAUCCACUUCAUCUUCCUUACUGUCUGCUAUAGAUGUGCAUGCCACGAAAAUUUCUUAUUCUGUAAUAGUGCCAUAGCCACUCGCUGACGUCCUCCACAUCAACAUCUGAACACCCACUUACUGUUCAUAACAUAAGUAGAUGGUCAUCAGCAGCCACUUGCACCAAAUCAUCACAUAGCCAUUAAAUUUGUAGUACAAAUAGCAGGCCACAGUUUCUUUCAUGAUUUUUUCAAACUUGGUGUAAUGCAAUCCCAAGUGUCAGCAACCAGUUAAAUAACAUCUUUGAUAUUGAAUAUUGUUUUGACAAAUCAAACACACUUUUCUUUCCCCUUCUUCAGCAAUCAUUUUACCAAGCAGUUCUUUUCGGUAAACUCUUAUGAUGGUACUGAGGAUACCUUGGUCCGUAGACUGCAGCUGUGAGGUUACAUUUGGUGAAAGAAAUUUCACUUUAAUUCCUCCACCCACAAGUCCUUACUCUCCUGGAUGAGAUGGAACAUCAUCAAUCAGUAAAAUUUCCUUUUUCCGGUAAACUAUUUUCUUUCAGGAACUUUCAAACUUCAGGAACAAAGUUUUUUUUAUUUUUUUUUAAAAAAAUCCCAGUUUUUAAACAAAAAAACUUUCCAUCCACACAUUUUUUUUUGUUGUCAAUAAACCACUGGCAAUGAAUUGUGGUUCACAUUUUUUAGCGCUUGGGGAUUCUUGAAUUUCCCUUCAACAAGAGGAAGCUUAUGUUUCCCUGAUGCAUUGCUACAAACCAUAGCAGUUAUCCUAUCUUUGCUUUUCUUGUAGUCCUUAACUAAAUCUUCAAGCUUUGAUGCUAAUGCUUUACUCGGAAGCAUCCGGUAAAAAAUAGCCCAGUUUCAUCUGCAUUACAAAUUUGAUCUGGUAUCAAUUCCUCAAAUAAAACAAUAUGUUCAAAGUCCUUUUUAAAUUUUUCAGCACCAGCAACAUCACUAGACAAGCUCUCUCCAGUCACAAUUGGUUUUUCCAACUCUCUAGCUACUCCUGGAUAGCAGUAAAUUUUUUGUCAGGAUUUGGUAACUUUUUGUUUAAGCUCAAAGCUUUUUGGGCCAAGAUCGGUCCAGAUAUAGGCACACAGCGUUUUCACAGAGUACUGUACCACAUGAAUAGUGCAUCGUCUAAUAUUUCAUUUUUUUUGCUUUUUUUGUCGUUCCUCUUCCUUCCAAUCUGUCUUUACUUAUCAUUUUACAAGUAUCUUCAAUUUUUUUUUCUUUGGUUCUUCCAGUCUAACACUGUUGAAGUUCCAACUCCCAAUUCAGCAGCUAUUUUCUUCAAUGCUUCUCCUUUAUCAAUUUGAUUAAUAGCGUAUAACUUUUUAUCCAUUGAAACCACAAUCUUUUUUCGCUUAGAUGCCAUUUUAAUGCUACACUAACAAACACUUUAAUAAAAAACAAGAACAAAAUGUGUAGAAUAAAUUUAAACAUAAACAAUCCGCGUGAACCACACAGGCAAUAAACAAGACAAUGAGUGCCGUUUGAAAACUGUAAGAAACUGAAGAGAUUGAAGGAGGGAAAGUGAUAAGUAAUGAUCAAGGUCAAUGCUCACUCCUAGCAAUGUCUUAUCUAUAGCUGGUAGGUCGAUUACAUGUCGCCCUGUGACACUUAUAGCAUCAGACAGGUGUGAAGGAGUGGGCAGGUCCAUGAUGUGGCAUUGGGGGUGAGAGAACUGCAGGGCUCGUCACAUCAAAACAUUCUUUGCUUUUAGAAUGACCCACGUACUCUAUGAUGAGUGCUGAUAAAACGUAGCAUUAUAAAAACUAAUGGUAUCAUACAUUUAUGAAGUGAAAAUAGUACCAGGUACACAAUCUUGUGUUAACUGUCUUUGUUUGUGUAGAUGUAAAAAAUAGUUGUUAUUUUUAUAUGAAUAUUAAAUGAAAUGUGUACAAAUCUGAUCCGGAGAUCCGGAUCAACUAGGACCGGAUAAAAGAGGUUUUACUGUA
Messenger RNA from Bacillus rossius redtenbacheri, 7931 nucleotides. RefSeq names its product tyrosine-protein kinase Src64B (gene Src64B). Lineage: Eukaryota; Metazoa; Arthropoda; Insecta; Phasmatodea; Bacillidae. Bases 358 to 1926 code for a protein of 522 amino acids. The transcript is spliced from 11 exons. Gene Ontology annotation, biological process: cell surface receptor protein tyrosine kinase signaling pathway; innate immune response; cell differentiation. Gene Ontology annotation, cellular component: extrinsic component of cytoplasmic side of plasma membrane. The record is from RefSeq and is a predicted model, not a curated record. Gene Ontology annotation, molecular function: signaling receptor binding; non-membrane spanning protein tyrosine kinase activity; ATP binding.